AUGCGAAUCGACAAGAUGGACAACAGAUGGAUGUACGACAAAUCCAACGCCUUGCUCAGUGAUGGGAACUUUUCACUACGAAUGAUGGGUGUGCCAUCACUCAGUGGCACACCAUCAUGCCUCAAUACUUUCCUUGGCAGAGCCCUGCUUUACCACAAGCAAUCGCUGACCUUAUGGAACGGGGAGCCACCUAGCGAUUGA
Molecule: messenger RNA, 201 nt
Organism: Strongylus vulgaris
Lineage: Eukaryota; Metazoa; Nematoda; Chromadorea; Rhabditida; Strongylidae
Source: the annotation of a GenBank genome assembly